AUGGCUUUCUACACUAGUAUGUCUCAGGUCCUUUUUCCCCUGAUCUGGUGUUCUAUUCUGAUAUGUCUCUCUUCAGGAUUCCCUACCAGUGAAUCAUCAGUUUCCCUUUCAAAGGCUGAACAAGACUUUGAAAUGUUCCAGCAAUGGAUGGCGGAGCACGGAAGAGUCUACCCAAACUCUGAAGAGAGCAACACUAGAUUCCAAAUAUUCCAAAGGAAUCUCAAGUAUAUUACUGAAACGAAUGCUAAGAGAUUCAAGUCACCAUCUGGGUAUCGUUUGGGCCUCAACAAGUUUGCUGAUAUGAGUCCUGAGGAGUUUACGCAAACCUACCUCCAUCCGCUGGAGGUUCCGGCCACCAUCACCCCGGCUUCCUCGAGCACCGGCUAUGUCCAACAGAAGGACUCAUGUGCACCCCCUUCUACCAUGGAUUGGAGAAAGCAAGGAGUUGUGACUCCAGUUAAAGACCAACAAUCUUGUGGAAGUUGUUGGGCAUUUGGAGCCACUGGAGCCUUGGAAUCGAUUUAUGCAAUAACCACCCGCAAACUUGUUAGCCUUUCUGAGCAAGAACUCGUAGACUGCGACCCCUUGAGCCAAGGUUGUGCAGGUGGAUGGCCCCAUAAUGCCUUUAAAUGGGUCAUCCAAAAUGGCGGGAUUAGUAAAGAAGAAGAUUAUCCUUAUGUCUCUCAGCAGGGUCCUUGCAAAGCCAACAUGCAUGAUGGAGACAAAGUGGUUAAAAUUAGUAGCUACAGUAAGAUACCAGAAUCGGAUGAUGCUCUCUUGUGCGCCGCUUCCAAGCAGCCUGUACCUGUCGCUUUCAAUGCAACAGAUCUUCGAUUUUAUGAGAGUGGAGUUUAUGAUGGUGAGAAUUGCCCCGAGGAUUCAACCGGUGUGACUCAUGUCGCUUUGAUUGUUGGAUAUGAUUCAAAAAAUGGCACGGAUUAUUGGAUUGCGAAGAACUCAUGGGGAGAGAAUUGGGGAAUGAACGGAUACUUCUUUAUUAAAAGGAACACAAACUUACCACAUGGAGUUUGCGCCCUCAAUGCUUGGGCUUAUGUCCCAAACAUGUAGACUAGUACACUUGUUACUUGGUCCGUCCCAUUGUCAAUCUGUUAUGUGAUGUACUUCUUAAUUAUUUGCUUUUGUGUGAUGAUUUACUAUGAACUCAUCAAGUCUCUAUCAUCAACUUUAAAUAAAAAGCCUUAAAUUA
Neltuma alba is the source of this 1207-nucleotide messenger RNA. RefSeq names its product ervatamin-B-like. Bases 1 to 1068 code for a protein of 355 amino acids. The record is from RefSeq and is a predicted model, not a curated record. Gene Ontology annotation, biological process: proteolysis. NCBI's taxonomy places the organism in Eukaryota, Viridiplantae, Streptophyta, Magnoliopsida, Fabales, Fabaceae. Gene Ontology annotation, molecular function: cysteine-type peptidase activity. The transcript is spliced from 4 exons.